UAUACAUACACAUAAUAGAAUAUUAUUAAAAGGUUUAGUUUAGUUUUAGGAUGCAAAUAAUACAAACAUUAAAAGCACAAAGAUGAAACAAAUGUCCAGACUCUGAGAGGUCAAUUUCUACAUGUUCUAUGGCCAAGAUAAGAUGAUGAUUAAUUUUUUCCCUAUUUUCCAUGAAAAAGGGAAAAAGAGAGAAAGAGAAAUGUGUAUAGAGAUAACAUUCCAUCAUAUGAGUGUUGCACAUGCACGCAAUAAAUUCUAAAGUCAGAAGAAGCCAGCUUAGUUCAGAAUGGCAGUCGUUGUUAAUUUACUUGACAGACCAAAACCAACUUCAAAACACACACACAACACAAACAUAACAGGUAGAUAGAUCUGAGAGAGACAGUUUUUGAAGAAGCGAAUUGUUGUAAGAAUGAGGAUCUCUUACUCUAUUGAAGGGAACAUCUUUUGUGAAUCCUUAGGGGGAUGAAUCCUAAUCAAUGAUACUCGUUUUACUCUUAUAAUGGACCCUCCAAUAUUGACACUUCUCCAUCUAUGUACCCUUCCUAGAGACAAUAACCCUUUCACCAUCCCUAUCUCAAUCUUGUGAACCACAUUCUUCCCCGCCUUCUUUAACUGAACUAUCACUUAUACGCUUUUGAUCAGUAAAAACUAAGCUACCUAAUUAUACUGCAAAUGCUCAUCAUACAAACAUCAUUGCAAGGUUCUACAUUAGUCCAUGUGUAGAUAGAUAGUUCAAGAAGUCACCUGAGCUAGAGCCUUGAGCUGUUUAAAAACCAACAUAGCUCUAGGAAAAGUCAAGAGAUCUGGAUUUCUGCAGAUCAAACUGAAAGUACCCAUGCAUGAAUCAUUAACCAAGAUCAUCACUAUCUCCAAGAAGAUUUAGACCCAUCCCUGGACCCUGUUCCUUUCAGAUCUUAUCUUCUCUCUAUCUCUGUUUAUCUUGUCUUGUGGGGUCUUAAUCCCCCGUGAACUUGAAGAACUCUGACACCAGAUGUGAGCUAGGGAAAUAAAAAGAGCAUUUUUUUAAUCACAUCAAACCAUAGAGACGUAUGUUCGUACAGUUUCAGUAUUUCAACUCUAUCAACAAAAGUAACAGAACCGCACGGUUGUAUAAAGUACUGUAUCAUUUAAAAGUUGCCCAUCUCACCCUCUUUGGCUAACUGUCAUGUCCCAACAUUUAUAAGGAGCUCUGAUAUUUCUACUUCCGCAUAUAUAUAUAGACUUGUCCUUCACCUUGUACUAUUCAUUCAAAAACACAUUCUUCUAUCAAAAGUUCAAAACAUUCUAUCUAUUUACACUACAUAUUAAUCUUCUCCUCCUACUAAAAUGAAGAGCAAGUUCAUUAAGUCCUGCGAAAAGAAACUGAAAAAGAUGACAACCAAAGUCAUAAUACCUUGUGCGUCUUGCGAGGCAUGCUACGAUAGAAUUUGCUGGGCAUUCAAGAAGGAAGCUGAGGUGAUACCAAGAGAUGUCCCUAAGGGACACUUGGUUGUCUAUGUGGGUGAAGAGUACAAGAGGUUUGUGAUAAAGAUCAACUUGCUUAAACACCCACUCUUCCAAGCAUUGCUGGAUCAAGCACAAGAUGCUUACGGUUUCAGUGCUGACUCCAGACUAUGGAUUCCAUGCAAUGAGAGUACUUUCCUCGAUGUUGUCCGUUGCGCUGGUGCUCCCCAGCAUCAGAAUAACUGCAUAUGUAUCUAGGAAGGUUCUUGUACAGGGAAUUCAAGACAUUCAUUGAUUUAUCCGGCUCCACGUUUACAAAAAGAAUGUUGUUCAAUGCUAAGCUAUCGGGGUACACUAAUAAUAUAAGACUUUUUGUAUUAAAUGUGUCUUUCAAUUCAGCGGGAAAUGUAUUAAAGUUAUGAUUAAAGUUAUGUA
Messenger RNA from Arabidopsis lyrata subsp. lyrata, 1878 nucleotides. RefSeq names its product indole-3-acetic acid-induced protein ARG7. NCBI's taxonomy places the organism in Eukaryota, Viridiplantae, Streptophyta, Magnoliopsida, Brassicales, Brassicaceae. The record is from RefSeq and is a predicted model, not a curated record. The coding region runs from base 1327 to 1701 and encodes 124 amino acids. The transcript has a single exon. Gene Ontology annotation, biological process: response to auxin.